Molecule: messenger RNA, 1396 nt
Organism: Amoebophrya sp. A25
Lineage: Eukaryota; Dinophyceae; Syndiniales; Amoebophryaceae
Source: the annotation of a GenBank genome assembly
GCCGCUCAUCUGCCGCCGGACUCGGCCAUGAGCUAGCCAAGCGAGCUGGGGUGUUGGGAUCGGCUCCCGAAGCAGGGACGCCUGUGCCUCGGUAGGCUGUUCUGCUGCGAUCGGUCUCCUCGAAGUGCGUGGCGCGGUGGGUGGCGUGUGUCUUUCGCGCAGUCGCUUUGGAUUUUCGGUAGGUUGCUCCCGGCCCCUGGAGAGUCGUCGGGCGGGGCUUGCGUCGGAAGUCUUGCUGCGGAUAGCAUGGCUGCCCGCGCGGGUCGGUCCCACCUACCGCGGCUCCCGCGCUCGCUUUUCGCGAUGGGUGCUAGAGCUUGCUGGGCUUCUUGGCUCCUCGGUUCGGAUCUUCCGCCUUGGCUGCGUUUGUGGGAUCGGUCGGGCAUUGCUGGUGGGGUUGUGGCCUUCUGGCUCUUCGGGGGAGGGACUGCAUUCGGCAGCAGAUGGGGCUUCUGGUGGUUGCGACGCGUUUGCGCCUCUGUGGGCUUGCGACUGCGUGUCCUCGGGCUGUCUGCUGGUGUCGUGUUUAGGUGCGUGCUGUUGGUCUCCAGCUUGUGUCUAGGUGUUGCGGUCGGCUGCCGUUCGUUCCCGUGGUUGGUGUCUGUUUCUGCGGCUGUCUUUUGGGCUUCUGUUGCUUUGGUUUCGCCGUUACUCCAUUUGCGGGGGCUUACAUGCGGGGGCGCCUGGUGCUUUUCGUGUCGUCAGCCUUAGAAAUUAGAAAAGUUCUAGCAUUUUUAGCGAUUUAGGUUGGCCGAAGUGGUCUGGCUGAUGAACGCGAGCCGCGUCGCCUACCUUGCGAGUGCGAGUCUGUCAUGCCUGGCGAGGGAGUGGGAGUCGCGUCGGGUGAGGGAGUGUGAGCUUUGUCUGACGAGAGGGCGCGGGCCGCGGCGUGUGGGUGCGGGCUUCUCGGUCGUGUCUUUCCGUUAGUGUCUUGCGGGUGUGGGAGGGCUUCCUAUUGGCGUCUUGUGUGUUUGCCGUUGCCUCUCAUGUCCUCGCCGUUCUGGGUAGUGUGGCGCGCGUCUGGUGUGUAUGGUUGCGCCUGGCGAGUCGUGUGGGCGCGUCCGUCGCGUCUGGCAAUAAUUUUGCGUGGCUUCCUUAGCGGCGGCGUGGCUUCCAGAUAGGUGCGCAGCGGCUUAUAAUGCGCAUCGGCGCAACAAAGUCAAGGGGCCCCGCGUUGUGGUGCGGGUCGCUUGCUUUGUAUAGUUGUUUGCCUUACAGCUAGUGGGCUGAACUGGGCGGGGGGACUGGCAAAAAGGGGCCUGGAAUUGCUGAAAAGGUGCCCCGCAUUACGAAAAAGAACCGCGGGGCCCUGGGAUUGCUAAAGGGAUCCAUGGCGCCCGGGGGUUGGUACCUAAAGAGAGCAGUCGCGAUUGCUAAGAGGAGGGCUCUCGACUGC